Messenger RNA from Cheilinus undulatus (humphead wrasse), 4146 nucleotides. It is a transcript of the gene aass, whose product is annotated as aminoadipate-semialdehyde synthase. Gene Ontology annotation, cellular component: cytoplasm. Gene Ontology annotation, molecular function: saccharopine dehydrogenase activity. The record is from RefSeq and is a predicted model, not a curated record. Lineage: Eukaryota; Metazoa; Chordata; Actinopteri; Labriformes; Labridae. The transcript is spliced from 24 exons. Bases 139 to 2919 code for a protein of 926 amino acids.
GUGGGUGUGUGAGUGACGGCUCUGAGAGAAGUUGCAGCUCGUCUCACCUCUGUUUGACUCUCCGUGAACUGUCGCCACAUUUCGUCGUCAGGAGCUGGCGUGGUGAACACAAGCCGGUCGAAAAGGGGGGGUGAAGUCAUGUUCAGACUCCUCAGUCGCCAAGGUAAGAGGACGCCGAGCUGCCUCGCCGGCCAGCGGCGCUAUGAGCACCACAGGGCCAUCAUGGCCAUCCGUCGCGAGGACGUAAACCCCUGGGAGAGGAGGGCGCCGCUGGCCCCGCGCCACGUCAAAGAGCUGACCCAUGCCGGCGUCAAAGUGCUGGUCCAACCGUCCAAUCGCAGAGCCAUCCAUGAGAAGUACUACCUGAGAGCGGGGGCCGUCAUCCAGGAGGAUAUUUCAGAGGCGUCACUGAUUAUUGGAGUGAAGAGGCCGCCGGAGGAGAAGGUCAUUCCCAGGAAGACGUAUGCAUUUUUCUCCCACACCAUCAAGGCUCAGGAGGCCAACAUGGGGCUGCUGGAGGACCUGCUGAACAAGGAAGUUCGUCUGAUCGACUAUGAGAAGAUGGUCGAUGCCAACGGCUAUCGGAUCGUAGCGUUCGGUCAGUGGGCCGGGGUCGCAGGAAUGAUUAACAUCUUACACGGACUGGGGCUACGUUUCCUGGCUCUCGGGCACCACACCCCCUUCAUGCACAUCGGCAUGGCUCAUAACUACAGAAACGUCAGCCAGGCUAUCCAGGCAGUGAGGGAUUGUGGGUAUGAAAUCUCCAUGGGGCUCGUGCCUAAAUCAAUCGGCCCUGUCACGUUUUGUUUCACUGGCACCGGCAAUGUCUCCAAGGGAGCCCAAGACAUCCUGAAUGAGCUUCCUGUCGAGUAUGUGGAACCUCACGAGUUAAAAGAUGUCUCUAAGACAGGAGACAUGACCAAAGUUUACGCCACUGUCCUGAGCCGACAUCACCACCUGAUGAGGAAGAGCGAUGGCGUGUACGACCCCAUGGAGUAUGAGAAUCACCCAGAACUGUACACAUCUCACUUUAGGACGAGUGUAGCACCGUACACUACCUGCCUUAUCAACGGUAUUUACUGGGACCCCCACACCCCCCGACUCCUCAGACGAACAGAUGCCCAGAGGCUUAUAAGACCAACCAAAAUCUCAGCUGCAUCCGAUGAGGGAUCACCAGGGCUGCCUCAUAAACUUCUGGCCAUCUGUGACAUCUCUGCUGACACCGGGGGCUCCAUCGAGUUCAUGAAUGAGUGCACCACCAUAGAUAAGCCUUUCUGUAUGUACGACGCCGACCAACACAUAGAUCAUGACAGUGUGGAGGGAAACGGGAUCCUGAUGUGCUCCAUCGAUAACCUCCCCGCUCAGCUCCCCAUUGAAGCCACAGAGUACUUUGGAGACCGGCUUUUCCCCUACAUCUGGGAGAUGCUGCCUUCAGACGCCACCAGACCGCUGGACGAGGAGGAGUUCAGCCCGCAAGUCAGAGACGCUGUUAUUACCUCAAACGGAGUCCUGACCCCAAAGUUUGAAUACAUCGAGAAACUUCGAGAACAAAGGGAGAAAGCUCAGAUCUUGAAGAAGACCGGGAUGAAGCGCGUUCUGCUGCUGGGUUCAGGAUAUGUCUCGGGGCCUGUGGUCGAGUAUUUGACACGAGAUGAGAGGACACAGGUCACAGUGGCAUCAGUGCUGCUAAAGCAGGCUGAGGAGCUGGCCACAAAAUAUCCCAACACCAUCCCUGUUGUUCUCGACGUCAGCAGCCAAGAAGGACAUCUCGACUCCCUGGUCAAAGAUCAUGACUUGGUCAUCAGCAUGCUGCCGUACGCGUUCCACCCACUUGUUGCAAAAACAUGCAUCAAGAGGAAGGUGAACAUGGUGACAGCCAGCUACCUGAGUCCUGCCAUGAAGGAGCUGCAGAGCAGUGUGGAGGAUGCGGGCAUCACCAUCGUGAAUGAGAUGGGAUUAGACCCGGGGAUCGAUCACAUGCUUGCCAUGGAGUGUAUCGACCAGGCCAAAGCAGACGGCUGCACAGUGGAGUCGUACAGCUCGUUCUGUGGCGGUGUUCCUGCUCCUGAAUGUUCAGACAAUCCUCUUCGCUACAAGUUCAGCUGGAGUCCAUACGGCGUCCUCCUCAACACCAUCAGCCCCGCCAUCUUUCUCCAAAACAACGAGGUGGUGACCAUCCCAGCUGGUGGCUCCCUGAUGGACUCCAGCGAGCCGAUGGAUUUCCUUCCUGGUUUCAACCUGGAGGGAUUUCCAAACCGCGACAGCACCAAGUACGCCGAGCAGUAUGGCAUCGAGACAGCACACACACUGAUCAGAGGAACACUUCGCUUCCAGGGCUUCUCAAAGGCCAUGAGUGGGUUUGUCAAACUGGGUCUGAUCAACAGUGAGCCACGUCCGAUUCAGCACCUCACAUCCUGGAAAGAGCUCCUCUGUAAGCAGAUGGGAUUAUCCCCUUCAGUUUCCCAGGAUGCCUUUGAAGGCGCCGUAUAUGAGCGCAUUGGAAAAGACGACUUCAGGAUGGACAGCCUUAGAUGGUUUGGGAUGCUGGGCGAUGAGUUGGUGCCUCAUGCUGACAGUGUGCUGGCUGCUUUGGCGAAACAUCUGGAAGCUAAACUGUCCUUUGAUAAAGGAGAGCGAGACAUGGUCAUUCUGAGGACUGACGUGGGGCUUCGUCACCCGACUGGCGAGCUGGAGACCAAACAUCUUAGUCUGGUGGUUUAUGGAGAACCCAACGGCUACUCUGCCAUGGCGAAGACUGUAGGAUACCCAGCAGCCAUUGCUGCUCGCAUGGUCCUUGAUGGUGAAAUAAAUACAAAGGGACUGGUGGUCCCAAUGACAAAGGAGGUCUAUGGGCCGGCAUUGGCCCGACUGAAGGAGGAGGGACUUCACUUUAUGUCUAAGAGCACCCUGCAGGAGUAGAGCUGAGGCUCACAGUAGAUCAGCAGAUAAUCACUGUAAAUCCUGUCAUACCACGCCAGGAAAAUGUUUCAAAUCCAGCACUAUCAGCUGCCUUUUCAAGUUUAUCUAGACUCAAAUUCACGUCUGAAUGUCAUCAGUGAGCAAAAUUCUAUUUUUACUCCCCCCCUCAGGGUUCUGAUAAAAUAUUAGUUUUAUUUUUGUAAGAAAAUACAAGAAAGGUUUAGAAAUGUAAAUGCAGGAAAAGCCAAAUAGGUCAAAUGGAUGAAUCCCUAUAAGAUAUUUUAUUCUCUAAAAUGGCUCUUGGUUUAGUUCACCAUGCAAAGAUUAUGGUCAAAUUUAAUGUUCAGUUUAAUAUCAGCAAUCUGAGUUUGUCAAUAUGUCAAACUGAAUUUUCUUCACUGAUGUAAGCUGCUGCAGAGAACAGUUCUUCUGUGAAGAUGUCUAAAAGAUUGACAGAUAAGAAAAUUGUGCAAAGGUAAUCCUAGUUUGUUAGUGAGUUUGUCCUGACAGUUGUGGAAACAAACAUGUCUGCUGUCUAAGAUUUAUUUCAGUGUAAGUACAGAAAUACUCAAUGAUUUCUUUUUUUUGUAGAAUGAGGUCAACUUAGCAGUAAAUGUGAGAUAAAUUUUUUUUUCCUCUGGUAGGCUCGCUUAGCUAAGAUUUUUACAAGGAAAACACGGAUCUCUGCAAAAUAUAAUGUUUUAUUCAUUUUAGAAAAGGAACUCUAAAUUUGUGCCAAGUAAAUUAAAGAGCUUCAUUAGAUGCUGCUUUUGUGUUAGUGAAAGGAGUUAAAAACCCAUCAGCUGAACUUGAAUUGAUUAGAUUUGUUAUUUUAAGCCUUGCUACCAGAAAUGUUCUGAGUGAAAACCUUAGAGAUUUAGAAUUUGCAUUAAUGUUGUCCUGCCAAUGAAGCUCCCCAGUUCUGGACUUCUUGCAGUUUGAAAGCAUUAAUUUAUGUGACGUUGUAAGAGCAUUAAGGCUCAUUUAUGCUAACUUAUGAAAAUAGAUCUGUGUGCUUUGAACAUUACAAUCAUCUUUGCUGUCAUACUUAUGUCUGUUAUGUUGGAGUGGUGAAUGAAAAAAUAAUCCUCUAGAGGUAGCUGUCUCUCCCCGAGCAACUAGGGCUGGGCAGUUAAUCCAAAAUUAGAUUAAAUCCCAAUAUGGCCAGCUGCAAUUUUCAAAUCGCUGAAAGUGCAAUAUUUCUUUGACCUGAAAUUUGUGUCAAAA